Molecule: messenger RNA, 1967 nt
Organism: Ruditapes philippinarum (Manila clam)
Lineage: Eukaryota; Metazoa; Mollusca; Bivalvia; Venerida; Veneridae
Exons: 4
Coding region: 76-684 (202 amino acids)
Source: RefSeq, a predicted model, not a curated record
UCUUUCAAAGAUGUUUUUAUUUCUGGCUUAGUAUCUUUUGGCGCACUUUUAAGAGGCGAAAAAUUUGGCGUUACAAUGAUGGAAGUGGCUUCUAAAGCAAAUCUUGCACAAAAAGAACAGGCGAGUAAACAAGCCCUCAAAGCUAGUGAAGAAACUAAAAAGGAUAUUGAAAAAGAACAAAAGAUCAUUAAGGAAGAAGAAGAGCGGAUAUCAAAGAUGAAAACAGAAGCUAUUGAAAGCCUUACUACUAUGGAAAAACUAGCUUUAGAAAACUCGAAUCUAAUGAACGAAGAAAGUCUUAAAAUGGCUGAAAGAGAAUUAGGAAAGGUCACAGAUCUUUUUGGUAGAAUAUUGCUCUUUUGGGAGCAAUUCUCUGCAAAGUUGACAACCCUGACAAGAAGCCACGAUGCAAUCGAAACAUACAUAGAAUUCAUAACUGAUGAUGACCUUGCAGAAGAAAUUGACGAAUCAGUCACAACUGUAAAAAAGGUGUGGACCUCAUUUGGAAAUAUGUGUACCAACUAUGUUGAUAAGAGUGUGGAGCAACUUCCCGAGCUUUAUGCGUUCAUGGCAACACCUGUAGACCAAAUGUCUAUUGAAGCCUGUACUAAGAGGAAGCAGGAACUGCUUGAGAGCCAGAGAGCUGAAAUAAAGGAAAUUGAAGAGAAAUUCAUUAAACUUUAAAAUGAUUCUUGAAACAUGAAACAAUGUUUUUUUCUUCUUUUUUACACCAAUAGUAUUGAUCGUAAUACGGUUUGAAACUUCUUUAUUUUAAAAUGUAUUUACAUAUAUGCGUUGUUUUAAAUAUUUAUAGACAUUUUGUAUUGCUUUUGAUAUUUAAUUUUAUUACGUUUCGUUUGUUUGAUAAGAAUUUGGUAUGAAAUUUAUUGUUAACAUAUACAUGUAUUCAUUUUAUAUAAGAGAUGCAAUCAAUCUUUAAAGUUGCUUUUUAUAAAUUGCAUAAAAAAAAUAAAGCUAUACUUCGUUAAAAUGAGAUGCAUGUGGACUCCCGUAACUGUUUUAACCUUAUUGUGGCCAAAUCGAAAUGUGUUUGCAUAAGAAACUUCGCCUUUAGGCCAUCUGUAGAUCAAUAGAAAACCAACAAACAUAGCUUUAAGUAGCAUUCCGAAUAUAAUUGUAUAUUUCCGCAUUAUAUAACAUACCGAUGUUUUAUACAAAUCAUAUCUUCCUUUUAGAUGUGAACGACAGGCAUAGAGCACCGUGAAGUUAUACCGGUGAAAAGUUUGUUUGAACACCCAUUUUGAUAUACCCUUACUCUUAUCUUAUAAUUGGAGAUAGACAGAUCAAGGUCAUGUAUGUAUCAAUGCAUUUGUUGGGCCAAUUAAAAACUUUGAUUUUUUUAAGUAACACUUUGACGUUUCACUUGUCUUGUGCAUACACGAGCUUAUCAUAUUCUUCAUUUGCAUGGUAAAAUUUGUAUACGAACUUUACUGUUCCUUUUAAAAACACAAGAUAUUAACAAUAUUUGACAUGAUUGCCGACAAUGGUUAAUGAAAAAAAUGCUUGACUAGAAUGUUUGAUAUUUAGGCCGGCGGCUUAGUAUUUUACAUGUAUAUAAAAAGCAGCUUUAAAGGAACUCUACUGAGAUAUAAAGGCCUACAUCAUAAGAUCUGAAUUUCUCACAUGAAAUAGCUGGGACAAUUUACACUGACAAAUGUAUAAAUUUGAGUGAAAUAAAAAAAUGGGACACAAGACGCAUUUUUCACAAAUGGAAUGUUUGUUAUCUUAUUAGUAUUGUGUUUUUGUGAUACAUAUGUAAAUUUUGCUUUUAGUUAAAAAGUGUGAAAAUAUUUUUGUCUGUUAUGAAUUUAAAUAUGAGAUUCUGAGUGGAUUAUAGAAGGCUUUCUCCUGUUAUAAAUAUUCUUUUGUAUUUAUUUUUCGUUAAUUUAGCACUUUUCAAUGGUCUGUUUGUGAACAAUUUUAUUUUGUACAUUCAUGUACACGAG